AAUAAAUAAAUAAAAAGCGUGACAUGUCAGCAAAACUUGUUUGGGCGGUGAGUUUUGUCUAUGAAAUACAGCUUCAUUCUACUGAUGCCAUUGCAGCUUCUUCUUACUUGUUAUAUCCACACACACACACACACACAGAUGGACUGCGGCUUCAGAUUCCGUCCCACUGAAGAGGAACUGGUGAACUACUACUUGAGGAAGAAGAAACAGGACAAAGAUUUUAAAGUUGACCACAUCAUCCCUGAGAUUGAUAUCUGCAAGUACGAGCCUUGGGAGUUACCUGGGCUGUUCACAGAGCCAGAGUCGCCAUAUCAGGAUAUGUUCUUCUUCAGCCCAAGAGAUUACAAGUACAUCAACAACAGAGCUCGCACCAACAGGGUCACUAAGCGAGGCUUCUGGAAAACCACAGGCAAAGAACGUGUGAUCAAGGGUGCUCGAGGGUCCAAUGGGAGAAAGAAGACCUUGAUCUUCUAUGAAGGUCGUGUCACUCAAUGUAACAGGACCAACUGGGUCAUGCACGAGUAUUAUCUCUGUGAAGAUGAAGCCAUUCCAAAUCCUAAGCUGGCCCAGCAGAGGGAUUUUGUACUGUGUCGCUUGAGUAAAAAAGCAGAUAAGCACGAAACUUCAAUAUGUGCUGUAGCUCAACCUGCAUAUGCUGAAUGGGUUGGGAAUUCGGAGGAAUGUUCUCAGCCAGAAGAACUGGAAUUAGUCUUUCCUGCACAUCAGCUACAGGAUAACAUCUCGGGGGAGAUGGAGUUUGAGAUUUCUAGCAAGAAAUGACCUGCUGCUGGAGCUUACUAUAUGUAUUAGUAUUAAACCUCUCUGCCAUUUUAUUUUCAAUUGUACCCUUGUGUUGUGAGUAUUGUAUUAUACUGUAUUUGGUAUUUCCAUAUUUAGUAUUUUAAUUCUUAAUCUCACUAAUUUAACAUUUA
Molecule: messenger RNA, 932 nt
Organism: Prunus persica (peach)
Lineage: Eukaryota; Viridiplantae; Streptophyta; Magnoliopsida; Rosales; Rosaceae
Product: NAC domain-containing protein 86
Exons: 4
Coding region: 61-780 (239 amino acids)
Biological process (GO): regulation of DNA-templated transcription
Molecular function (GO): DNA binding
Source: RefSeq, a predicted model, not a curated record